This is a messenger RNA of Actinia tenebrosa (Australian red waratah sea anemone), 2819 nucleotides long. RefSeq lists its product as uncharacterized. NCBI's taxonomy places the organism in Eukaryota, Metazoa, Cnidaria, Anthozoa, Actiniaria, Actiniidae. Gene Ontology annotation, cellular component: nucleus. Gene Ontology annotation, molecular function: deSUMOylase activity. The record is from RefSeq and is a predicted model, not a curated record. Gene Ontology annotation, biological process: proteolysis; protein desumoylation.
UCGCCAUGUUUGGUUCUGUGUUGGAAAAGUUUCGUUCAUCACCGAAUAAAAACGAGCCAAAACCCAUAAAUACCGAGGAAAAUAAGUCAAGGAAAAGGGAGGUUGUUGUUGAAGAUCAAGCAACGGAUGUUCUACAGACACCUCCUUACAAAAGAUCAAGAAAUACGGGUGAUCCUGGUCCAAUCACUUUCUUCAGUGAUUUGUUAACAAAUGCAAUGAGCUUUACUCGCAAGUAUAACCCAUUCUGGAGAUAUGUUGUUGGGAAACAAAACGAAGAUGAGCCAAAAACAAUAGCUACUAUUGAUCUUGAAGCUGAAAAUAAUGAUGGUAAAAAGAUCAAGAGUAGUUCCACAGACCAGGAUGUUGUGUACUUGGGGACUUUAUUGAGAGAGGAUGUUAUUAGUGGCGACAAGCAAAGAGUUAGAUACACAGCAACUAGACAGGCAAAGGAAAAAGAGUCUGAACAAUCAAAACCAAGCAGUUUAAGUGAUUCUAUCAGAGGUCGAAAGCCAUUGCACAUCAGUAGAAUGGAAAAGGCACCAUCCUUCUCGUAUAUGCAUCAAUCCACCCCUCUACAACCAGAUGAACAAGUUAGAGGUCGUAUACCAGUAUUUGCUAUACCUGAUGAACCAUCUCCUCUCCCUUUGCCGCAAAGUGAUUGGAAACACAAGACUUACAGUGCCAAAAACUAUGGAGGGAUAAAAGAAAAUAAAACCAGUCAUCCUGUCUAUCAAAGAGCGCCAGAAGGUCCCAAACCUUUAACUAAUCAGCAGAAGUCCUCCUUAUUGACUGAAAAUAAAGCUUUUGUGAAUAGCUUUAAUGUCAGCCAGAAACCAACAGCUUCUAGUCUACAGGGAAAAAUCAGAGUGAGACAAAUAAGAGAGUCUCCUAGGAAACCAGCACCUUUGCGUAGACAGAGGAAUACAGCCAUCGAUGUUAUAAGACUGGCAGAAAAGGAACGCUACAAGCAGCUUCUUUCACAGUUUACAUCUGCCUGUAUUCCUAGUUCCAAUAUGAAUGACACAACAUUAGACAGUAACAAAGAGAACUCGGUCAUUAAUAUAUCAAGUAAUUCCUCUGCAUCUGAGAAUAGUAUUUUUGCUGCCAAGCCUACAGAAAUACAUAUAAGACAGCCAAGGUCAUUCGAGGGAAGUGUCCUGUCUCCAAGGUCCAGAUUACUCCCUAGACAUCAAACGGCUCAUCACAGCACACCAUUAUCUCCAGUCUCACAUCCAACCAUACUCAAGGUCAUUCCUUCAACUAGCAAGAGUCACACUAGAAAUGAACAUGUAGAAGACUUGCUACUCCACUCCAAGCAAGAAUCAGCUGGACUUGUCAACCAAAGCACCAUAUCCUUCAGGACUCCUCAACCCAUGGCAAAAGAGGAUGAAAUCCUUUCAGGAACUUGGACAAAGAAAUGGAGAAAUAUCUUGAGUCCAGAGAAUCUGCAGAGAGAGCGGCAAUUGGCAAAGAUUGCAAGAGAAGAAGAAAAGUUGAGGUUGUUGAAGGCUAAGAGAAUAGGAGAACAAGAAUCUGCAAUAGAAGAGGUUAGAGAAAGAAUUCGCAUUGAAGAGGAAAGUGAGGAAGAAGAAGAACUAGAAGAAGAUAUGGCAGAGCUUAUCCCACUCACAGAGAAAAUGCAAAGAGAGGUGGAUAGAGCAUUAGGUCCAGGGAAUGCUUCUGAAACCUUAGCAGAUGGCUUCAAAAUAUCCAUCACACGUGGGGACCUGACAACACUAAGUAAUCUGAACUGGCUCAAUGAUGAGAUUAUCAAUAUCUAUUUCAGUCUAAUAGCAGACAGAAGUAAAUCUGAGGGAUACCCUAAAGUACACACAUUUAAUUCCUUCUUCUACCCCAAAUUAAUCAAAUCUGGUUGUGAUAGUCUGAAGCGGUGGACAAGAAGGGUUGAUAUCUUUUCUAUGGAUAUGAUUAUUGUGCCAAUCCAUCUAGGAAUGCACUGGUGCUUGGCGGUAAUCGACUUCCGCAACAAGACCAUCAAGUAUUUUGAUUCACUCAAGGGAUCCAACAACCAGUGUCUUGAUGCCCUCCAAAAAUAUCUCGCGCAAGAAUCAAAGGAUAAAAAAAAGGUGUCUUUCGAUUCCAUUGGCUGGACCCUAUCAUGUCCUAAGGAUAUCCCUGAACAGCUGAAUGGAUGUGACUGCGGAGUCUUUGCUUGCACGUAUGCGGAAUUCAUAACAAGAGAUGCGAAGCUCACAUUCAACCAGCACCAUAUGCCGUACUUUAGACGACGAAUGGUUUACGAAAUUCUCAAAAUGAAGCUGCUCUGAAUCCAAGUUCCUUGUUAUCAGGCCUCUUGUGAUCUACGAAAUUCUCAAAAUGAAGCUACUCUGACUCCAAGUUCCUUGUUAUCAGGCCUGUUGUGAUCUACGAAAUUCUCAAAAUGAAGCUACUCUGCUCCUAAGAUCUGGUCGUUACGUGGUUUCAUAUAUUAUUAUAUACAGUGUGUAUAAAGACUAUCAAAAGCAUGUAGUAACGAUGACAAAUUUAUCAUAUGUAAAGGAUGUAUAUUUAAAACAAGUCUAGCUCGAACUUGCUACACUACCAUACGCUUAACUGAUCUACCCAAGAGAAAGACCUUUCUUUUAUCACAGAGGAAAGCUGUUUAGUUUUGUUUACGUAGAAGCAAGUGUGAGCAGGCACAAUUUAUUCUUCGCCAUAUUCAUAUAUAUAUUUGGAAUAAACGUACAUAAUAUCUCUAACAAUUUACUGUAUAAUUUAUCAUUAGCGCAAGGUGCUCAAAGAAAGUGUGAGAAUAACACUCAAUCGAUUCCAUUUCAUUAAAAUGACAUUUUCUGACA